UAUCUAUCUAUUCUAGGGUUUAGUUUAUUCAUCCAAAAUCCCAAUCUUCCUUCAAAGCUUCGUUCUUUCUCAUUCAAUAGAGCUACCCAAAUGGUUCGCUCUCAUGGCGUCACUCUCUUCAAUCGCCUUGCUCGUCAAUCUCUCUAUAACGCCACCGACAAUUCCGUAUAUCAAGCACUGUUCCAAAGGGGUUAUAGGGUAUUGAAUUCAGGGCUUUGCAAUCCAUCCAGAGUUGUUGGUAGUUCUGCACCACAUGUUGGAAGUGGAUUUUAUUUGAAGAACUGGGUGCUAUUGGGAGCAGCUAAUCCAUAUUCAGGGGCAUCCAGAUCAAUUCAUGGCUCGGCACCAUUGGCAAGGGACUAUUAUGAUGUUCUUGGUGUGAGUAAGAAUGCAAGUUCUUCCGAAAUAAAGAAAGCUUACUAUGGGCUUGCAAAGAAGCUUCAUCCAGACACAAAUAAGGGUGAUCCUGAGGCUGAAAAGAAGUUUCAAGAAGUUUCAUUGGCAUAUGAGGUUUUGAAGGAUGAGGAACGACGUCAACAGUAUGAUCAGGUUGGCCAUGAUGCUUAUGUAAACCAACAAAGCACUGGUUCUGGGGGCGAGGGUGGCUUUGGCUUCAAUCCUUUUGAGCAGAUGUUCCGUGAUCAUGACUUUGUCAAGAGCUUUUUCCAUCAGAAUAUUGGCGGAGAGGAUGUUAAGGCUUUCAUUGAACUAUCUUUCAUGGAAGCUGUCCAAGGGUGCACCAAAAUUUUGACAUUUCAAACAGAUAUGCUUUGCAAUACUUGUGGUGGGAGUGGUGUUCCUCCUGGUACAAGACCUGAAACUUGUAGCCGAUGUAAAGGGUCAGGAGUGGUAUUUGCACAAGCUGGCUUUUUCAAAAUGGAGAGUACUUGUGGAACCUGUAAGGGAACUGGAAAAAUCGUAUCGAAUUUCUGCAAGUCUUGCAGGGGUGCAAAGGUUGUGAAAGGAACAAAGUCAGUCAAGUUGGAUGUUAUGCCUGGGAUAGACAACAAUGAGACUCUAAAGGUGUUUAGAAGCGGUGGAGCUGAUCCUGACGGAAAUCAUCCUGGUGAUCUUUAUGUUACUAUCAAGGUUAGGGAAGAUCCUGUUUUUCGCAGAGAAGGAUCUGAUAUUCACGUAGAUGCUGUCUUAAGUAUCACUCAGGCGAUUUUGGGGGGAACUAUUCAAGUACCAACUCUUACUGGAGAUGUUGUUCUGAAGGUUCGCCCGGGCACCCAACCUGGUCAAAAAGUGGUUUUGAAAAAUAAAGGGAUCAAGACAAAAAAUUCUUACACAUUUGGGAAUCAAUAUGUUCAUUUUAAUGUCAGCAUCCCAACAAACCUGACGGAGAGACAGCGGGAAUUGAUUGAAGAGUUUGUUAAGGAAGAACGAGAGGCUUCUGAUAAACAGAGAGAAGCUUCAGCUUCAGCUUCUGGUUGAUUAUAUUUUCAGAAUCCUCACCAUUUAUUCAAGCUCAAAUAAGUGGGAACCUACUUCCUGGUAUUGUAGGAGCAUUAAGAGUUGAUAUUUCCCCCUUCCACUUUGAGCGAAUGUAUUGAUUUUGUUUUUGUCAUAAGUGACGUUCCCAAUUCAAAUUUUAAAGGUUAGAAGGCUAUUCCCUAUGCUUGUGCAUCUGUAGAAUUCUAUAGUUUCCCCUUUUUGAAGGUGUGCAAGUCACCAUUAAUUUAUGCAGAUUUAUAAAUAUGAUGUUAUUAUAAAUUUCUAAUUGUUAAUUUAUUUGUUCAAUAUAGAAUAUUAUAAUCGAGUGGUUGAAUA
Messenger RNA from Lotus japonicus, 1773 nucleotides. Its product is annotated as chaperone protein dnaJ GFA2, mitochondrial. NCBI's taxonomy places the organism in Eukaryota, Viridiplantae, Streptophyta, Magnoliopsida, Fabales, Fabaceae. Gene Ontology annotation, biological process: response to heat; protein refolding. Gene Ontology annotation, molecular function: ATP binding; heat shock protein binding. The transcript is spliced from 18 exons. The record is from RefSeq and is a predicted model, not a curated record. Gene Ontology annotation, cellular component: cytoplasm. Bases 91 to 1437 code for a protein of 448 amino acids.